Molecule: messenger RNA, 2095 nt
Organism: Episyrphus balteatus (marmalade hoverfly)
Lineage: Eukaryota; Metazoa; Arthropoda; Insecta; Diptera; Syrphidae
Gene: vir-1
Exons: 6
Coding region: 411-2078 (555 amino acids)
Source: RefSeq, a predicted model, not a curated record
AGCUUGUGGAAUCGAAGCGGACGGACACAACAGACAGCCACUGGGUCUUGCGUCUCGUCUUUGUAUAAAUUUAAAGCGAAUUGCCACAACGAUUUUAGUUUUUCAUUUGAACCUCAAACGAUUUGAUGUUUUUCUGCGUGUUUUUUAUUUCGUAAUAAUUUUUUUAUUCGUCAUUUAGCGUUACCGCGCAAUUUAUUUACCUUCGAAUUUAUUUAUCUGUCUUAAAACAAAAAAAUCAAUUCAAAAAAAGUAUCUUAAGCACAAGCCGGUGUUGGUCGUGCAAAGAAUAAAGUGUUUUAUCUACUUCCAAGCAACUUCCUUUAAAAAAAAGUGUGAUAAAAGAUAAAAAACUUCAAAUUAAAAAAAAAAAAAUCAAAUAAAAAUAAAAAACAAGGAUCAUUAUCAUCAACAUGAAGCUCUUACUUGGAUUACUUGUAUCUUUGGCAAUAAGUUCGGCAUUUGCUCUUCCAGCACGCUCACCCAAGGAUGAAGUUGAUAUUGUUCAAGUGCCACAAGGACCACAACGAUCCCCUGACCGCGAAACCGACUCCAACAACGAUGAUACCGAUGUCGAUCCUGAUUACAAGAAUUUUAAGGGCUUUGUAGAUACUGGUGCUGGUUAUCCAUUCCUUGCUCCGUUGCCACGUCCGUUCAGUUUCAAUUUGGGAUUCUUUGAUUCGUUUGACGAUAUCUUCAGAGGACUCCGUAACCGAUUAUGGUCAGUGGAUUCUGAUUCAGAUGAGUCAAGCGAAGAAUCAGGUUUUGGUCUAGGAUCGAAUCCUAUUAACGAUACAACUUCAGUUGUUAAGGUUGUUGAUGGCCACAAAAUUGAAAUAAAUGAAACUGUCAUUGGCAAUGGCGAUGGUGCUGGUGGUGCCUUAUUCAAAUUUCGCAUUAUCAAUAUCCGCCCAUUGGAAUCUGGUGAAGAAGUUGCCGAAGGAACUGUUACAUCAGCACCAACAACUCCAUUGGAAAAUACCCCAACUACUGGAAGUGCACCUGCACGUGACAUUGAAGGAAAUUCCGAUGAAGUUAAAAAUUCCGAUGAAAAUGAAAUCAAUGCAAAUGUUGAUGAUCCGGAGGUAAAAAAAUCUAACAUCAACAUUACCACAGAAGCAAUUACCACAGAAAUGUUGGACACCGGGAUGCCAUCAUUGGACAACAAUGCCAUCGACACUGACAGCCCUGUCAAGCGUGAUGAACUUCAAGAGGACACCCCAUCUCCAACUACCACCGAAGGAUUGGAAGAUACCGAAGUUGUAGCCACCCUUAGCGAGGAUACUCCAAAUCUAGCUGGCAAUGCAAUAAAAAGCGAACAACUCUCAGAACCCGUGGAGGCGGAAAAUGUUAAUGAGAACGAAGACAUCAAGUCCUCCUCUACUGCUGCUGAAUCCUCGUCCUCCUCCGAAAAUGAUGGAGAAAAUGAUAGCGGCAAGGACGAUAGUAAUGGCGAAAUUAAUGAAUCAAUCGUCGUAAAUCAGAAUGCUGAGGAUGCUGUCGAAGAGCUCGAGGAGCUACUGGAAAAACGACAAGAACUACAAGAAGUCAUUGCCGAGAAACAGAUGCAAGCUUUAGUGGAUUCGGUUGGAGAGAAAUUAUCAAUGGCCGACGCGGACGAGGAGCGUUUUGCCGAUGAAGUUGAAAAGAUGGUAUCGACCGACGACAAUGCUGAUGAUGACGAUGUUAGGGACGAGGAGACCAUUGAAGAGGCAACACAAAAGCCAUACAAUCAAGAAUCCCAUUCAUUGCGCGAAGAUGUCUCAUCUUCAGAUGAUGAAGAUGACAACGAAGACGCCGCUGAUACCGAGGAGAAGGGUGGUGACACCCCCACUAAGAAUGAAGGACUCGAAUCUGAAUGGGGUGGCAUCGUUAGUUUGGAUGAUAAGAAUAUUUUGACAAACGAAAUCGAUAUGUACGAGAGUGUGCCGAUUGAUUUGUCAAAUGACAUUGCUAUAAAUGACAUAAUGGCUGAUCAGGCAGCACCAGUCAAUCCGGAUGCGGAGUUAUUUGAUGUGGAAGAAUUGACAUUGGGACAAGAUGAACCAAAAAGACUUGAAUUGUUGGCUGAUAUCAAGUAGAAAAGUUAUAUAUAUAG